This is a messenger RNA of Penicillium daleae, 1734 nucleotides long. Its product is annotated as MFS transporter. The record is from RefSeq and is a predicted model, not a curated record. The transcript is spliced from 4 exons. Gene Ontology annotation, biological process: transmembrane transport. Bases 1 to 1734 code for a protein of 577 amino acids. Gene Ontology annotation, molecular function: transmembrane transporter activity. Lineage: Eukaryota; Fungi; Ascomycota; Eurotiomycetes; Eurotiales; Aspergillaceae. Gene Ontology annotation, cellular component: membrane.
AUGUCAUCUCAAACAUCCGCUUCCACAGAGUCCCACUCUCCUUCUGGCGAAAAAUGGCCGCACAAUACGGAGCGAACAUCGCGCGACUCCGACUCCAUCGUUUCUGUGUCUUCGGCAGAUACUGAGACCGACCAUGAUGCACUGGGCAAGACGUUGACGGUGCGCGCAUCGCGGGUCUCAGAUCAUAUGUCCCUCGCAGAGCGGGUGACGACUAUUCCGACGAAUGUAACGGCAGAUCCGAACUUUGAAGUUGAUUGGGAUGGUGAAGAUGAUCCUGAGAAUCCGAAGAAUUGGACGUUGCAAUAUAAAGCUAUGGGACUGUUGUUUUUGUCCUGGAAUACGCUGAUAGUUGUCCUUUAUUCCACAUCCUAUACAUCAGGCGUCGAGCUCAUCGGCGAAGAAUUCCACAAAUCCAACACCAUCGUCACCCUGGGAUUGACCUUUUACCUGAUCGGUCUCGCCAUCGGAUCCAUGUUCAUGGCCCCGCUCAGCGAAGUUUAUGGCCGAAAGCCCGUCUGUGUUGCUUGUUUAGCCGUGUUCACAGUCCUGAUUAUUCCAUGCGCCCUGGCCAAGUCGGUGACAGCCUUGAUCGUGGUCCGCUUUUUCGGCGCCUUCUUUGGCAGUGUGAUGAUUUCGACUGCACCGGGUAUGGUGGCUGAUCUGGUAGAUGAUGAUCAUCGGGCGUUGGCUAUCUCGAUCUGGAGUAUUGGGCCGUUGAAUGGACCUGUGCUGGGCCCCGUGAUUGGUGGGUUCGUUACGCAAUAUCUGGGCUGGCGCUGGAUGUGCUGGAUUGCACUGAUUCUCUCAGCCGUUGCCCUGGUUUUCGCUGUUAUUCUGAAGGAGACAUAUGCGCCCACUCUACUGCAGAAGAAGGCAGCUCGGCUCCGCAAGGAAACGGAUGACUCACGCUGGUGGUCUCGCUACGACCAGAAGGCGAGUCUGCCCGAGAUCCUGGCACUGAAUCUCAGCCGACCAUUCGUAAUGGCUGUUACCGAGCCAAUCUGCAUCUUCUGGAACAUUUACAUCGCCAUCGUCUACAGCAUUCUCUACCUCUGUUUCACCGCGUAUCCGAUUGUCUUCCAAGACAUUCGCGGUUGGGACCUGGGUUUCUCAGGCCUAGCCUUCCUCGGCAUUGGCGUCGGCGUACUCAUCACCAUCGCCUGUGAACCCCUGAUCCGCCGACUGAUCAACAGCCACGCAAAGGACCCAGAGACCGGCCGUGUCCACCCCGAAGCAAUGGUCUCCAUCGUCUGCAUCUGUUCCAUGCUCAUUCCCAUCGGCGAGCUCUGGUUCGCCUGGACAUGCUCGCCCGCCUCGAUCCAUUGGAUCGUGCCCUUACUCGCGGGCAUUCCCUUCGGCGCGGGAAACACGGGUGUCUUCAUCUACGCCUCCAACUACCUCACCUACAGCUACGGCAUGUACGCUGCGUCUGCACUUGCCGGCAACUCAGUCAUCCGCAGUGUGUUGGGCGGUGUCCUGCCACUAGUGGGAUCGUACAUGUACGCAGGUCUUGGUGCGAAUUGGUCCGGCACAUUGCUGGGCUUGUUGGAGGUGGCUAUCGUGCCAAUUCCAUUCGUGUUCUACAAGUAUGGGCAUAAGAUCCGCAUGAAGAGUACUUUGAUCGUGCGCAUGCAGGAAGAUAAGAAGAGGUUGGAAGGAAAGCGGGCGCGGAGGACGCCGAGAACGCAGCAGGCGCUUGCAGGUGAUGUUGAGAAGCAGGAUGAUAAUGUCUAA